AUGGUUGCUGUCCUACGGAGAACAUUUGUAAUCAUUUUCAGUGUGGAAUUCAUAAUGGGAACCUUAGGAAAUGGAUUCAUUGCUUUGAUGAACAUCACAGACUGGGUCAAAAGAAGAAAGAUUUCUUUAGUGAAUCAGAUCCUCACUGCUCUGGUCAUUUCUAGAAUCGCUUUGGCUUGCUUGGUAUUCCUAGAUUUGUGGAUAUUUGUGUUCUACCAAGCAUUACACAUGACUGGAAAAAUGUUAAGAUCGUAUUUUAUCUCUUGGACAGUGAUCAAUCAUUGUAAUCUCUGGUUUACUACAAGCCUAAGCAUUCUUUAUUUUCUCAAGAUAGCCAACUUUUCUAACAUUAUUUUUCUUUAUCUAAAAUUUAGAGUUAAAAAUGUGGUCUCAGUAACCUUGUUAGUGUCUCUAUUUCUCCUGUUCUUAAAUGUUGUAGUUGUAAAAAUAUACUCUGAUAUGUGUGUUGAUGGUGUUCAACAAAAUGUAUCUCACACUUCCAGAUUGUGUAACUAUGCACAAAUUUGCAAACUCCUUUCAUUUACCAAUCCUAUGUUCUCAGUUGUACCCUAUGUUAUGUCCCUGGCACCAUGUUUCCUGCUUAUCUUCUCCCUGUGGAGACAUCUGAAGAACAUGCAGCACGGGGCGAAAGGAUGCAGAGACAUCAGUACCACAGCCCACACCAGAGCCUUGCAAACUGUCAUUAUUUCUAUACUGUUAUACACUAUUUUCUUUCUAACAUUUUUUGUGAAAGUUUGGAGUUCUGGGUCACAUGAAAGACACUUUAUCUUUUUGUCUGUCUGGGCUCUGGGAAAUGCUGUUCUUUCUGCUCACCCAUUUGUUCUGAUUUGGGGAAACAGUAAGUUGAGGUACACUUCUGUUUCAGUGAUGUUGUGGCUCAGACACAGGCUAAAAAUAAAGAAGAAUAGGUGA
Molecule: messenger RNA, 933 nt
Organism: Mesocricetus auratus (golden hamster)
Lineage: Eukaryota; Metazoa; Chordata; Mammalia; Rodentia; Cricetidae
Product: taste receptor type 2 member 113-like
Exons: 2
Coding region: 1-933 (310 amino acids)
Biological process (GO): detection of chemical stimulus involved in sensory perception of bitter taste; G protein-coupled receptor signaling pathway; sensory perception of taste
Cellular component (GO): membrane
Molecular function (GO): bitter taste receptor activity; G protein-coupled receptor activity
Source: RefSeq, a predicted model, not a curated record